ACUGAGUCCCAACAUUGAACAAAGAUGGCGGCCAGAGAGGGAAAAGAGAUUGACUUUUCUCAAAUUAAAAAUAAGCAAAGACGGAGUUCUCUCUACCAGAAAGAAAAGCUCAAGAAAGCAAAAGAAAAAAGGGAUAGAAAACGUAAACGAAAACAGGAUGAAUCACAGGAAGAAGGAGAGCCUAAACCAAAGCAAGUUCCAAGAACUAUUGACAACACUCGAGUUGCUGAUGAGACCAUUGUAGAGCCACAGGAUGAGGAGGUCUUAAAUGAUGAAGAAACUGAUGAGUUUGCGGCAUACUUUAGAUGCGAGGUAGUACCCAAGGUCCUUAUCACAUCAAGUGACAGAUCAAAAGUGAAAACAGUACAGUUUAUGAAGGAACUUCAACGCAUCAUCCCAAAUUCCGAGGUCCGUGUUCGGAAGGGUAUAGAUUUGAAGAAAAUUAUUCCUCAAGCUAAGGAAAAAGGAUUUACAGCUCUUGUUGUUGUCAAUGAAGACAAAAAAAUGCCAAAUGGAAUAGUGAUAAGUCAUUUACCAGAUGGACCAACUGCACACUUUAAAUUGACCAGCGUGAAACUUGGCAGGACAAUCAAGAACCAUGGUCGUAAGACAAGCCACAGACCAGAGGUUAUACUCAAUAACUUUAGCACACGUCUUGGUCAUUCUGUGGCUCGUCUUCUAGCUGCCCUCUUCCCUUAUGAUCCCCAGUUUCAAGGCAGACAGUGUGUUACUUUUCAUAACCAGCGAGACUUCAUUUUCUUUAGACAUCACAGAUAUAUUUUUAAGAACCAAAAGAAGGCAGGGCUGCAAGAAUUGGGCCCCAGAUUUACACUUAAGCUCCGCUCUUUACAACGAGGAACUUUUGAUUCCAAGUUUGGAGAAUAUGAAUGGAUUCAUAAGAGAAAAGAGAUGGAUACAAGCCGCAAAAAGUUCUUCCUUUGAUCUUACAAGAUUGCCUGAAGUAAUUUAAUCAUCUUUUUUAAUUUAGAUACUUAAUCUCUCUUAGGGAUUUCACCUCUCUUUGAGGCAGAGGAUUUUCUUUUCUUAACCCUUCACAUCCUAGAAUCAGUUUGCAUAUUCUCCAUACUGUUCUCUAUACAAUUCCUAAGGUGCUGGUAAGGAGAAUUUGUUCAACAAUUUUGGGAUUCUUUAGUUGGUGAUCAUUUCCUUUAUUCUUGUGACCUUAAUGUGUGAUUCAGGAGUGAUAUUGUAAGGAGAAAUUAAAUUUUAGUCACUCCUAGGGUCAAAGGUUUAAAGGAACCUAUUAGAAAAGGGAGACUGUGUUUAAACUUUUAGUAAUCUGUGAGACAGCCAGAUAUGUUGCUCAAUCCCUCAAGAGUUACUAAAAAUUAGCAAUUUGAAUUGACUUAAAUGUGAAAAAUCUGCUCAGAGAACCAUCAACAACUCCAUCAUCAUCAUCAUCUUUGUCGCAACUAUGAUUAUUUCCAUUGUGUCAAAUUCUCAUAGAGUGAAAAUCUAUGAAAAAAAUGUUCUUAUCUGCUUCUGUAUCCUCUCCAAAGUAAGGCUCUUACUUCAUAGGUGGGGAUAUAAAAAAGUGAAAAUUGAUAUUUGCCAGAAAUACAAAAAAGUAUAUUUCUUCAAAGUGAAAUGUUAUGCCUUCAGUUACUUGUAAAAUAUUUUACAGAUCAUUAUUUAUGUUUUAUAAUUAAUGAAAUGAAUGUAUUUGGUCUCUUUUGGUCUGAAGGUUUUCCAUGUGACUGCAUACUUCUAU
Molecule: messenger RNA, 1732 nt
Organism: Pocillopora verrucosa
Lineage: Eukaryota; Metazoa; Cnidaria; Anthozoa; Scleractinia; Pocilloporidae
Product: ribosome production factor 1
Biological process (GO): maturation of 5.8S rRNA; maturation of LSU-rRNA
Cellular component (GO): preribosome, large subunit precursor; nucleolus
Molecular function (GO): rRNA primary transcript binding
Source: RefSeq, a predicted model, not a curated record